CGCAGUCUUACAUUAUCAGAGAAUGAGUUACUUCGCAACGAGUUCAACCUUUCCAAAAAUUACCCCUUGACAGAUUUGAUACCACCAGCUGAACUACCCAAUUUGAUCAAUCUUAAUCAGUUUCUUGCUUUGGAUAUUGCUUCAGAACUAUUCAAUUCCAGAUAUGCUUAUUUAUACUUACAAUCCAUUUUAGAAUCACCCAUCACUACCAAUUCAAUAGAAGUAAUCCAUCAUGUUAUACGGUCCUGCGACCAAGCACCCAACGGCCUUAAAAAGGAUAGGCAGGUUAAACAGGUCACGCGAUUCAUUCACUCCUUAUUAGAGAAAAAUAUUAUACCAUUAUCAGAAUACAUGAUUGAGAUACAGGCAUUUUGCGUUACUUAUAUGAAAGUUGGAGGUGUUGCGAAUCUGUUUCAGUCAAUAUCUGCGCAUAAUCAUUACAACCGACAGAUGAUGUUGAUGAAUCAGUUCAAUAGCAAUGUUUCUUCUACCGCGUCUUCAUCUUCCACGCCAUUGUACUUCUAG
Messenger RNA from Mycotypha africana, 525 nucleotides. RefSeq lists its product as uncharacterized. The transcript has 4 exons. Lineage: Eukaryota; Fungi; Mucoromycota; Mucoromycetes; Mucorales; Mycotyphaceae. Gene Ontology annotation, biological process: negative regulation of translation; mRNA catabolic process. The record is from RefSeq and is a predicted model, not a curated record. Gene Ontology annotation, cellular component: CCR4-NOT complex. The annotation marks the transcript as partial.